UUUCUUUGGUUUUCGCAACUCAGAGUGAUUCAUAACAUCGACGUAUACGGACACCAGUUACGGAAAGACAACCGAACCUCGUUGUUAUUUUUCCAUUUUUUAGUUUAAUAAUAAUACAAAAAAACAACAACACUAAAUAAAUAAUAAUAAAGCAGCACAAUAACAACAACAACGACUACAACAAAAACUACAAGAGUAGAAAAAAGUAGUUAUUGCUGUUUUUUUGUUUAAUUUAAAAGUGUUUUCUCGAGGUGACACAGAAUAUUUUUCUUCUUUUUUUUAACUUAACGGUCGUCGUCGUAUAUUGAGUCCUCCUUUGCUACAUCUGACUCCUCUUCUUUGCCACCAGUUACACUGCUGCACACUUACAUUUCUCUAUAUGUUUGGGUGUGUGUGUGAGUUUGUGUGAAAAAUAGCUCCGGUUAAUAAUUAACAAAAAUAUACCAAAAGUGUCGUCGUAAUUUUUAUAACGCCGCGCUUUGUAACAUUAUAAAUAUGAAUUAAUUUGAUCAAAAAAGAAAAUAGUUGAUAUUACUCAUACGCCUACAUGUUUUGUGGUCCUUUUUGUUUGAAGAAAAGCCUUUGGCUGUCGGUGUUUUUCUAUAUGCGAGAAAAGAAAUAUGCUUUCUUCACUUAACGGGUUAAUUGUUUAUAAUAAGAAAGUUUUGAAAAUUAAUAAAUAAAACAAAUUAAACUAAAUAUUAUGUGUGUAACAUGCUAAAUAAAAACUAGAUUUUGUUUAUAACAGCUUUUUUAUUCAUUUCUUUUGAUUUGGUUUCAAACACUAAUGAAUUGAAAAAUUAGUCUUACACAAUAACAAAAAUAAAAUUUAAAUCUUUAUAAUAAAAUAAUAAUAAAAAAUUGAUGUAAAUAGUUAAACAAAAAAUAGCAACUACAAAAAUAUAAAUGCAACAAAUAAAAAAUUAAAAAAAAUUUGUAAUUUUAAGCAAAAAAUUAAAAAAAAAAAAUAAAUUCUAUCACAAAAUAGAAUGAGAAUUGUAUAAAAAAAAUUGAAAAAUUUGAUAAAAAGAAAAUUAAGAAAAAAAAAACAAAAAAUUGCAUACAAACUGUUGUAAGUAAACACAAAUGAAAACGUCGUCGAAUUCAAGUGCAAAUAAUUUCGACUACUCAAGUCGCCCCGUCUAUGAGAGUGAAGAAGAAGAACUACAACAACAGCAUCAGCAACAACAACAGCAACUAGUAGAGUUAAACGAAAGUCAAGCAGCAGAAAGUAGACAACAAAUCAUUUACGAUACAAGAACGUUAAAUGAACCAGAAACAGAAGCAGAACGUGAAGAAUUCGUUGAUACAGAACCACAAAGUUUGAUUAAACACCAACAAAGAGAAAGAGAACCACAAACAACAAUUGUUUUUAAUACAAAACAGCAAAACUCCUCUUCAAGAGCAUUAUCACCAACAUCAUCAUCAACAACAGCAUCAGUCAAACCAUCGACAACUAUCUUUGUUGAAGAUUACAAUCAGCUUCAACAACAAUUUGUUGAUAAUUUAACAAUAAAAACUAAAACUAUUGUUGCAGCAGCUGAUAGUGAAAGUGAAAAUCUGUCACAGCAACAACAAGAAGUAAAAACUAAUAAUUUGAAUUCAAAUUUACAAAUUAGUUCAUCAACAGUUGCUGGUGGCAACAAUAAUAAUAAUAAUAGUGGUAGUGUUGUUAUUUAUAUAGACGACAAUAAUUCAACUAGUGAUAACAACAGCAAUAAUAACCGUAGCAGUAGCGACAUUGCAACUCAUACUUACAGCAGCAGCAACAACAACACCACAAACAGCAGCACUAGCAAUAAAAUUUCUAGCGUUAACGACGUAAAAGAAACAUCUGCAAUAUUGUCAAAUAAUAUUCGUUAUUCAACAUCAUCAGCAGCAUCUAAGAAUAGAUAUCAGCAGCAACAGCAACAGCAACCUUUGUCACUGCAGAAGAGUUAUUCUUUUAAACGAAAACGAGAAACAACAGAGUGCGAUUGUGGUUGCUUGGAUUCAUACAAUUCAUCAUCAGCUGCAUCAUCAUCCGCAAUAGUUGUUGCUGGCAGUAGUGGUACUGGUCAUUAUAACAAUAACAAUAACAACAACAACGGCAGCGUUAGCAGUAAAAAUAACAACGAGUCUUCGGCAAUUGGUGUCGGUGUAAACGGCGGUGGCAACGAAAUUAGCGUUGGUGUUAUAAGCAGCAGCACAAACGUGGCGUCCUCCGUGGCCAUUGUACCCAGUAACGGCUUAAAAACGGCCCAUACUAAAGUUGCCACCUCUGGGGGGCACGCUAACACGCAGCCCCCCAGCAAACGUUCCAGCAGUGGUGCCGAUGGUGAUUAUCAACUGGUCCAACACGAGGUUCUCUAUUCUUUGUCUGCCGAGUAUGAGGUUUUGGAAUUUUUGGGUCGUGGCACAUUUGGCCAAGUUGUCAAAUGUUGGAAACGCGGCACCUCCGAAAUUGUUGCUAUAAAAAUUCUUAAAAAUCACCCGUCAUAUGCGCGCCAGGGACAAAUUGAAGUGUCGAUUUUAUCGCGUUUAAGUCAAGAAAAUGCCGAUGAAUUUAAUUUUGUUCGGGCUUUUGAGUGUUUUCAACACAAAAACCAUACAUGUUUGGUUUUCGAAAUGCUCGAACAAAAUUUAUAUGACUUUUUGAAACAAAACAAAUUUUCACCAUUACCUCUGAAAUAUAUAAGACCGAUAUUAGAACAGGUUUUAACAGCAUUAUUAAAACUUUCACAAUUGGGUUUAAUACACGCUGAUUUAAAGCCCGAAAACAUAAUGUUGGUCGAUCCUGUAAGACAACCCUACAGAGUAAAAGUGAUUGAUUUUGGUAGUGCUUCACAUAUCAGCAAGACGGUAUGCAAUACAUAUUUGCAAUCACGUUACUAUCGAGCACCAGAAAUUAUUUUGGGUUUACCGUUUUGUGAAGCAAUCGAUAUGUGGUCAUUAGGCUGUGUAGUGGCAGAGCUAUUUUUGGGUUGGCCCUUGUAUCCAGGUUCAUCAGAAUUUGAUCAAAUCAGAUACAUAUCACAAACUCAAGGUUUACCAACACAACAUAUGUUAAGUAGCGCUUCAAAGACAUCGAAGUUCUUUUAUCGUGAUACGGAUUUAACGUAUCCGUUUUGGCGUCUAAAGACCAUAGAAGAAUAUGAGGCUGAAACGAAUACCAAAAGUAAAGAGGCGCGUAAAUACAUAUUCAAUUGUUUGGAUGACAUUGGUCAGGUGAAUGUGCCUACAGAUCUAGAGGGUGGCCAGUUGUUGGCGGAAAAAACUGAUCGACGAGAAUUUAUUGAUUUGCUUAAACGCAUGUUGACCAUCGAUCAGGAAAGACGUCUAACACCGGCCGAAGCUUUAAAUCAUUCGUUUACACGUCUCACCCAUUUGGUGGAUUAUGUAUAUUGUAAUAAUGUUAAGGCAUCCGUACAAAUGAUGGAAGUCUGUCGACGAGGAGAUUAUCACCCGGUACAGCCUACAUCAACACUGGUUACAAACUUCGUACCCAGUACCACAGAGAAUAUGACAUUUACGAUAAAUAAUCAAUUGACAAGUCAAGUACAACGUCUGGUACGCGAAAGACCUUUAGCUUAUGAGAAUCUUUAUCAAAUCUAUGGUGGACGCAAUGUGGGACGUCAGUACGCUCAGGGUCGUACUGAUACGUUCCAACAUCAAUUGGUUUCAAAUAUUUUAUGUCCACCAUCGUAUCAAGCAAUGCCCAGUCCCACCAAACAUGUUGUUGUUGGCAGUACGAUGCAACCACCAUUGCAAGUACCACCACAGCAAUAUGUCAAUGUCCCCGUACCAGUUUCAAUGGUUGAACCAACCUCUGGACAGCGUAUGCUAUUAACCAAUCGUGUACAAGCGAGUGGUGUCGCCUGGCCGCAAACUGGACGUCAAAUGGCUUUAGUACCAUCAUGGCCGCAGCAAGCACCAGCUCAUUCUUUAAUUGUCGAUCCGGCACCAUUCUUAAAUGUCGAAGAAAUCUAUCCAAAACACUUGAAUAUACCACGUAAUGAUCUCAAAAAGGAAUCGCCUGUCCAUCAUUUGGUCAGCAAAGGCAAUUCGUAUCGUGUGCCGCGACAUGACAAGAAAGAAAAUCAACAACUGUCACCCGUUAAGAAACGUGUCAAAGAAAGUUCGCCACCUCAUCAGCAACGUUAUAAUCGCACAUCUCACGUUUCACCACAAUAUCAUAACAACCAUCAUAAUUGUAAUUAUGGCAGCAGUGGAAGUGGUGGUGGCGGUUAUAAUGGACAAAGUGGUGCCAGUGGCGGUGCUAUUAUUACUUCAGCUUCAUCUAGUAAUAUUAUCAAUGCCAGUGGUAGCCAUCACCAUCAUCAUAGUGGUGGUACUAAUUCCUCCUCAAAUCAACAGCAUGUUAUAAGCAGCAAUGCUGUAUAUGGUAGCAAUGGUGGCAGUCAUCAUAUUGUUAACAAUUGUGGAGCUGUUAGUGGAUCGACGGGUAGUGGCAGCGGCUACCACCAUCACUCUUCGUCUUCGUCCUCUUCGGGCGGACAGCAUCAUAUUUCAUCACAUCAUUCUCAACAAGCACCGCCACAACAUCAUGGAUCUAUUGUUAAACAACAAACUAUAACAAUACAUGACACACCAUCGCCGUCAGCUGUUAUCACAAUAUCGGAUAGUGAAGAUGAGGGUGCUGAUGGACCAACAAUUGUUAACAAUAUAGCACCGGGUAAGCAAAGGGCACAUGCCCAAUCGCAAACGACAUCAUCAAUGCUGCAGCAUUCGGCAUCUUCUUCAUCGAUAAGCUGCCGUAAUAAUGGUCAUCAACAUGGUCAUUCGCAUCAACAAAGUCAAACUCAACAACAACAACAACAGCAGCCACAACAGUCCCAACAAAUGCAUCAUCAGCAGCAGCAAACAUAUGCAACAACAGCAACAUCCAAUUCAAAUUCAAAUAAAUAUCAACAAUAUCAGCAACAGCAGCAACAGCAGCAACAACAACAACAUCAAUUGCAAACGAUGAAUGUUAAUCAUACAUCAUCGCAGAAUCAAAAUCAAACUCAAUCACAGCAACAGCAGCCACAACACCAACAACAUCAGCAACAACUACAGCAACAGCCACAACAUCAGCAGCAACAACAUCAAUUACAACAUAGUGUUGCUGCUAUGAAAAAUAAUUCAACGCCCAUAAAAUCAUCAUCGUCGUCAGCAAUGACACCAACUACUAAUAAUAGUCACAACAGUAACAAUAAUAGUAACAAUAAUAAUGAAUUUAUGGUUGGCGGAAGUGGAACCGGAAAUGGAACUGGUUUUGGCAAUUUUAUUGAUAUGCCAAAUUCAAAUUGUCAUAACCAGCAACUCCAUCAUCAACAACAACAGCAACAGCAGCAACAUCAUCACCAUCAAAAUCAACAGCAGCAACAACAGCAUUUACAUUCGAAUAAUGAACAAAAACAUCAGCAAUUAUCUUGUGGUGGCACUUCACACUCUUCCUCUUCUUCCAAUACCAAAUCUGUUUCCACUUCUUCCAUCCAACACCACCAAACACACAAUAAUAGUCAAAAUUCACAACCUCAACCACAACAUCAUCACAAACAUUCGACUUCAAAUCUUUUGUAUGGUGGUGGUGGUGGUGGUAGUAGUAGCAAUCAUAAUGUUGUUGCUUCCUCCUCCUCUUCAUCAUCUAUUGGGCCUUCUGCUCCCCCACAUACUUCCUCUAAUACAAAUUUUUCUAUAUCCUCUAAUCUAUUUGCCACAUCCUCUCAUAACCACAAUAAUCACACACAAAACAAUCCAAACUCCUCUUCCACCAAUAACAUGACCGCCACAUCAUCAUCAUCUUCAUCCAAUAAUUCAUCUAAUUCUAUUAUCCAUCAUCGUUCAAAACAUGUACAACUAGUAAUACCAUGCGUUACCGUAGGUGAUAAUGAUCAUGAUGAAAUGCGACGGCGCAGUAAUACCACCCAUGCAGCCAGCAAUAGUCCCAAGCAGCAGCAGCAUCAUCAACAACCACAACAGCAGCAACAACCGGCUCAGGCAUAUCCCCAGCCUAGUGUCAAAUACGAACCGGGGCAAUCGCAGAAGAAACGUAUUUUAGCCAUGGCCCAAAAUGAAUGCUACAUGCCAUCAUCUCACUCAAGCACCAAUAGCAGCUCUCAGACCUCAUCCAGUUUACCACAUUUACCCACCAAGCAGGAACCAACCGAAUUCUAUGACUAUCCCUCACAACAACAACAACAGCAGCAGCCACAACACGUUGACAACAAACGCUCCUCAUGGGCAGCAUCAUCUGGUGGCUCUCAACAACAGGCGCCACCAUUAGCACUGCACAAGCGUGAGGCACCCUCAGUGGCUCCCUCCUCAUCUGGUGGUUAUGUGCAGCAACCAGCCUCUUCUGGCACUUCGGCUAAUGUACAUCCACCCAUGGCCCAUUCGAAGAGCUCCUCAUCAUCCUCUUCAUCGGCAGCUGCCUCUGUGGGACCACCAUCUUGGGGUGCUCCUCAAAUUUAUCGUCAAACAUCUCAUACCUCUCAGUUGCAACAGCAACAACCCUCCGGUACACAUACAUCACAAUCUCAACACCAGACCAACACAACCACGCCCAUGGGUAAUUCACCCUCUUCAGCAGUUGCUGCCGCAGCCAUGCUGCAACAAGACAUUUAUGCUGCUGCCGUACAGAAUGAUAUGUAUCGUCGUCCUACUGUCUUUGUUUCACAAGCUGCACCAACUUACACAUACAAUCGUGCAGUUGUAGCUCCACCACCGGCUCACAAUAGUUCAAGUCGUCAGGUUAUACCAUCCCAUCCAUUGCCCGCUCACAUACAAUUUCCAACGCAGUACAGCCAAUUUGGUCCCCUAAGUCCAGCUCAGGUAGCCGCCAGCAAACAUGCACAUUACGCACCGACAAAUAUAUGGUAUGGGGGCGAAUAAACACUGAUUUAAACAUAACGAAUCGUUUAUGCAUGAUUGCAACAAGCAGCUAAAACUACAAAAAGAAGAGAAUACAAAAAAUCCUAAUAAUUACAAACGUAAUCGCCGUAAUAAUUAUAUAAAUAAUAAUAAUAAUGAUGAUGAUGAUAACAAUAAUAAUAAUAAUAACCUGUAUAACUUGCAACAAUUAUUAAAUUUCAAUAAUACUAAUGAAGACACUGUCUUGGCUAGUGUUGGUGUUGAUACAGAUGUAGUGGAUGGUAUAGAAAAAAUAGCGGCCAA
Messenger RNA from Lucilia sericata (common green bottle fly), 7158 nucleotides. It is a transcript of the gene Hipk, whose product is annotated as homeodomain-interacting protein kinase 2. The transcript is spliced from 15 exons. NCBI's taxonomy places the organism in Eukaryota, Metazoa, Arthropoda, Insecta, Diptera, Calliphoridae. The coding region runs from base 1087 to 6876 and encodes 1929 amino acids. The record is from RefSeq and is a predicted model, not a curated record. Gene Ontology annotation, biological process: peptidyl-threonine phosphorylation; peptidyl-serine phosphorylation. Gene Ontology annotation, cellular component: cytoplasm; nucleus. Gene Ontology annotation, molecular function: protein serine/threonine kinase activity; protein tyrosine kinase activity; ATP binding.